AAAUAUUUAUUACUAAAGUGAUGAGAAGUAAAUUUCAUCUUUAAUUAAUUGUUUUUGUGUUGUAAUUGUCAAUUGAUUAAUUAAUUUUCACUUUUAAUUGUUAAUUAAGUGUCUUGGCUACGUGGUUAAGAAAAGAUUGACUUCUUAAAAUGUCUGGUUUUUGUUUUUGUUUUGUUUGUAAAUCAAUGAUAAGCCAAAGAUAAAGGAAAAGAAGAAAAAGAAAAAAAAGAAUAUAUUUUAUUUAUUGGUUUAUAUUCUCUAUAUAUAAAUUAAUAAUGAAAUUAUCUGGUGGUGGUGGUGGUGAAACUGUGCCUCCCAUUGGUUGGAGGGUGUCGAUAAUUGAACAAUUAAAUAAUCGUAAAUAUCGUGAAGAGAAACCAUUCGAAGAAUUGAUUAACUUUUGUUGUCGAUUAUUUGAAGGUUUAGCUCUUUACUCAACAAACCCUGAAUUGGGUAAUUUUACUAAAUAUUCCCAUGGAUCAACGGAACCCCUUUCAUCUGACCAAGGAGAAACCUUGAAGAAAUUAUAUCGUCUACAAGAGGAAUUAGCCAGAAUGUUGGAAAGGAAAGAGGAUCAAACUGCAACAAUUAAAGAUCUCCAGCAGCAAUUAGAUAUUAAAGAGAGUGAGCGUAGUGAAUUUUAUGCCCGUUUGUGUGAAACCGAAUUAAAUCUUACCAAUGCUCGAGCUGAGAUUUGCCGUUUAGAAAAACAAUUAACCGAACUCAAGACACAAUUACAAUUUGAGCGUGAUGAACAUGCUGCCUUGCGAAUUUUAUUUGAAGAUUUAUCUAAAAAACUUUCAUCUAAAACUCAUGAGGCUGAUCAUCUUUUAAUACAAUUAAAAGCAAUGAAAGCAGCAGACGCAGAGAAAUUAAAUGAGCUUAAUGAAAGGGAAGAAAAAUUAUUGCGUGAAAAGAAACGCCAUGAAUUAGAAACUGCUGCUGCUUCUAAUCGAUUGUGUGAUUACGAUGAAGGUUCAACAUCGCCAGCCGAUCAGGGAGAAAUGGCCUGUGUUCCAACCAAUGUUAUCGCCAUUAUCCCUGAAAGAGCUCUUUGUUCAACCGAUGCCCAUGAUGGUGAUGUUUACGCACUAAGAUGGUGCUCUAGUCAAGGACUUGGUGGGCGUUUUUGUGAUAUGAUUGCCACCGGUGGUAGUGAUCGUAAAAUUAAACUGUGGCAAGUUACCUCGUCACAGAUUCAUCUUAAAGAAACUCUUGUCGGGUCUAAUGGAGGUAUUACCUCAAUCGAUAUUUCUAAUGAUCUUAUUUUAGCUUCUUCAUAUGAUUAUACCUGUCGAAUAUGGGGUAUGUUUGAUGGUAAAUUGCGACGAACCUUAACAGGUCACGCGGAUAAAGUGUUAACAGUUAAAUUCUCAAUUUUGGCCAAUAAGUGUUUCUCUGGAAGUCAGGAUAGGACAAUUCGUGUUUGGGACUAUGACAAGUAUGCGUGUACAAAGACCCUUUAUCCGGGAUCAACGUGUAAUGAUCUUGUUCUCGGUAAAGGCCAAGAAGUUGUGAUUAGUGGUCAUUUUGACAAAAAAAUUCGCCUAUGGGACUUGAGAACAGAGUGUAGUGUACAUGAAAUUUUUCUACCCUCUCGAAUAACCUCACUUGACCUUUCCUCAAGUGGUCAAUAUUUACUUGCCUGUGUUCGUGAUGAUACAUUAAGAUUAAUGGACCUUCGAAUGAAUAAAGUUGUUGAAACCUUUAGUGCCGAUUCUUUUAAAGUAGGAACUGAUUUAGCUCGAGCUACUAUCAGCCCGGACAAUGAUCAUGUGGUCGCCGGUUCCCAUUCAGGAUCUAUCUUCAUAUGGAAUGUUAAUUCAGCUAAAGUGGAUAGAAUACUCAAGAAUCAUUCCUCUCCAGUUGGUGUAGCUUCAUGGAAUCCGCAGGGACAUCUUCUUGCAUCAUGUGAAAAGAAUAAGAAACUAAUCAUUUGGAAUUAGAAACAAAAGACAUUCUCUUUAUCAUCCAAUGUUCUUUUUACAAAAAGUUCUAAACACUUUUUUUUAUUUUAUAAUAAUCUUUUUCUAAAUAAUAUCUCUGAUCCAUGAUUCUCUCUCGACCCUUAGCCAGUCUCUGUUUCGUUAAUCGUUUUACUCUCUAUCGCUCUCUGUCCAUUUUCUCUCACUCAUGGAAUCUUAAUGUCAAUCUGUUUAUAUCCAGUGCUUUCGAAUUAAUUAAUUGUGAUCAAUACACAUCAUGUAAUUACUUUUACUUUGUUUUUGUUUCUCUCUCUCUCACCAUCUCAAAUCAGCUGAGAGAAAGAGAAAGAUGAAAAGAGAGAGAGGAAGAUGAGUAUAAUUGUUAUACUUGAUGAUAAUAAGUAAAAAAAAAAGAAACAGUUGAAAAUAAAUUGUCAAGGUAAAUCUGCAGAUUGAUUUGUUUAGAUAAUCUAAUCAACUCUUCCAGAUUAAAUGUCUUGUCACUGUAUCUUAAUUAUCAUCUUAAUUAAGUUAAACUCUUUCUCUCUUUCAAAUUAACUAUUUGUUUCAUUCAUUUUCAGCCAACAAGUUCAACUUAUUUUCCAAUAGGUGUGCAAAUGUUUUCCGCAAUUGUGAAUUAACUGUUUUAGUGAUUUUAUAAUAAUGUUUUUCUCUAUCAUCAAAUUAUCAUCAUUAAGUGCAAAAAAAUCAACAAUCAACUUAAUUGUGUGUCACUUUCUCUUCAACCAAUCAAACAAAAUCGCAAAUCAAUUUAAUCCAUUUUUUCCCCCUUAACCUUUGAAACAAUUGAACUUUUUUUUUCUUCUUUUAUCUUUAAUUUUUUGUUUACUUCUCUUUCUCUUGUGUUUACAAUCAACAACAUUGCUCUAUCUCUCUCUCUCUCCCUGUUACAUUAACCCAAUUGGAUUAAUUAAUUAAUUUGUAUGUUCAUUAAACACCUCAG
Messenger RNA from Panonychus citri (citrus red mite), 2889 nucleotides. RefSeq names its product autophagy-related protein 16-1-like. Gene Ontology annotation, cellular component: autophagosome membrane; nucleoplasm. The record is from RefSeq and is a predicted model, not a curated record. The coding region runs from base 276 to 1946 and encodes 556 amino acids. Gene Ontology annotation, biological process: mRNA splicing, via spliceosome; autophagosome assembly; regulation of alternative mRNA splicing, via spliceosome. The transcript has 2 exons. Gene Ontology annotation, molecular function: protein binding; mRNA binding; N6-methyladenosine-containing RNA reader activity. Lineage: Eukaryota; Metazoa; Arthropoda; Arachnida; Trombidiformes; Tetranychidae.